UUUUGUAUUACAAGCCGCGGCACUUUACGGCUCUCUUCCUCGUUCCUCCGGCGGGAACACGGCCCGUCCCGCCCCUUUCGCCCAGCGGGCCCCGCCCUACUCCGCGUGGAUUGGUUAACCGCCCUUCUAGCCCGGUGCUGACUGGCUCGCGUCGCUGCCACUUUCUUUCAGCCCAGUGGCGCGCGGCGCGGCGUGGCGACGACCGCCGGAGCGUGUGCAGCGGCGGCGGCGGAAGUGGCCGGCGAGCCCGGUCCCCGCCGGCACCAUGCUUCCCUUGUCACUGUUGAAGACGGCUCAGAAUCACCCCAUGUUGGUGGAGCUGAAAAAUGGGGAGACGUACAACGGACACCUGGUGAGCUGCGACAACUGGAUGAACAUUAACCUGCGAGAAGUCAUCUGCACGUCCAGGGACGGGGACAAGUUCUGGCGGAUGCCCGAGUGCUACAUCCGUGGCAGCACCAUCAAGUACCUGCGCAUUCCUGACGAGAUCAUUGACAUGGUCAAGGAGGAGGUGGUGGCCAAGGGCCGCGGCCGUGGAGGCCUGCAGCAGCAGAAGCAGCAGAAAGGCCGCGGCAUGGGCGGCGCCGGCCGAGGUGUGUUUGGCGGCCGGGGCCGAGGUGGGAUCCCGGGCACAGGCAGAGGCCAACCAGAGAAGAAGCCGGGCAGACAGGCGGGCAAACAGUGAGCCCACCCAGACCGGCCGCUGCGCCCCCUCCUGCCAGGGCGGCGAUUCCGCUCCACAGUCUCGGACAGAUCUGCUCAGAAAGGAAGAGGCGGGAGUCAGGGGGAACCCCUUCGUGUUUUGCGACCCUCCCUUUUAGGUGAAGUCCCUUUUUCUUGCUAAAACCGGCAAUUCUCCAGUUGGAAAUGUUAUUUGGUGUGUUUGGUUUUGUGAAGCGGCCGUCCCAAAGCUGGCUGGAUUCCUGGAAGAGUCUGUGUUGAAGGCAUCUUUCAAGCCCUCACUCUGGUUCUCAGGGCGGCAUUUUCCAGACGGGUUUGUUUUGCAUUUCUCGGAGCCUCUCUGAGCAGUGACCAGACGGGAGAUUUUUAUUUUAAGCUGUUCACGCUGGGACUGACAGCCUGCAGAGUUUCUCUGGGCGCGGCCCCAAAAUUGCCUUCAAAACAAACCCGGGACGGUUGAAAGCCUUCGAACCCGUGCACAGGAUGCCUUGGGCCCUGGCCCAUCGCUUCCUCUCUUGUGUUACAAAAAUAAAAACAAAUAAAACUACACACCGCACA
Piliocolobus tephrosceles (Ugandan red Colobus) is the source of this 1239-nucleotide messenger RNA. RefSeq names its product LSM4 homolog, U6 small nuclear RNA and mRNA degradation associated (gene LSM4). Gene Ontology annotation, biological process: mRNA splicing, via spliceosome; nuclear-transcribed mRNA catabolic process. Bases 266 to 685 code for a protein of 139 amino acids. Gene Ontology annotation, molecular function: RNA binding. The transcript has 5 exons. The record is from RefSeq and is a predicted model, not a curated record. Lineage: Eukaryota; Metazoa; Chordata; Mammalia; Primates; Cercopithecidae.